CAAAGCACAUUUUUGCGAGAAUUAAUAAUUUAACUGUCUGCGGAGUCUUCAAGCGCAAAACAAUGCUUUCUACGAGGAAGGAAGUGGACGAGCAGGUCCACAAACUCCUGGGCAAGAUGCCCCCAGGAAAAGAGCGCGAUUUCAAGGGUCUGGCGGUGGCGCGGCUUUACAACAGGAUCAACGAGUACCCGAAGGCCAUUGAGUAUUUGAACAGCUACCUACGUGCGAAGGACGAGGCGGUGGCCCACAAGCUCAUUGCCCACUGUUACAAGAACCUUAAAACCCCCGAUCUACAGAAGGCUCUGCAGCACUACCAGAGGUGCAUCCAGCUGAGUCCCCGCCAGCCGGACGUGAUCAAGGAAGCCUGCCAGUUGCUGCUCGACGAGAAGGGCCUGUUCAACGCAGAGCGAGCCAAGUACUGGCUGGACUUAGCUGCCGGAGAGGAUCUUUCCGAGAACGAACUGGUCUUCGCCCUGAAGAUGCGAGUGGAGCACAGAGAGAGCAACGGAAAAAUUGGAGCCACGAUAGAGGACGACAACAACUUAGAGUUGUUGAUGCACAAAGAGCUGCAGGCUCGUCCUCACGACGUCAACGUGCGGAUCAGGCUCCUGAGGAGCUAUGUGGAAAAGAAGAACUUGGAUCAGGCCUUCAACUAUGCCUACAAAGUGGAGCUGGAGGAGGCCACCGGCUGCACCAGUCAAUCCAGCCAGUGGUACGAGGUGAUAUGGAUGCUGCUCGCCAAGAUGGAACUGGCCAAGGAUGUGAAGAAGAACGUGCGUUUCUGGUACCUGGCCCUGCAUUGCCUGGACCGACUGAUGCAGCUCAGUCUAGAGACCGGCAACUGUCUAGCCGACAGCAGCAGCCAGCUUUUUCGCUUGGAUCAGUAUCUGUACAAGUUUAACAAUGUGCUGGACAGAUCCGGCGACCCUUCGCCGAGGGAACUGCAGCAGACCUGCGUGGAUCACUACGCGGGUCAGCUACUUCUGCACGCAGUCGCGCUGAUUUUCAAGCGGGAGCUCCUGGGAAACAAAAACAAAUGGAUGGUUACAUUACGAGGAGUGCUGCCUAUUCUGUUCCUGGGCUAUCAGCUGCGUCCGCCAAAGGAUGAGGGACACGAGAACUUGUGGGUCAAGCACUGUGACACCGACCAGAAGAACCUGCUGAGAACUUGGCGCCAGCAGGGCUCUUUCCGCUGUGCUCAGCUGGGUCGCACAUUAUGGGGCUGCUUGGAACCAGAAACCCAGAAGGAGAACCACAACCCUCAGCAGCCGUCUUACUCUGGGCUCUUCGCCAACACGGAGGACCUUUUCUCGUGUCUGCGCCAGCAGUGUAACGACAAGAACUGGCGCCGUCAGCUCUACCAGCAACUCUUCACCCACGCGGAACACAAGUUGAAGGAGCAAUCUUCGCACCUGGUCCGACACCCGCGUCUGCAAUCGCCGGUUGCAGAGUGGCCUGACUUGGCCGAUAUUGAAGGGUACGAGCUUGAAGCCCUGAAUUUGCCGCCACAUUCUCUAAACAUGCAUGUCUACCUGGCCUUGGGCUCGGAUGCCAACAACUUGGGCGAUGCACAACGAGUGGUGUUUUAUGAGGGAUUCCCCCGAGAUGUGAAGCAGAACCUGAGCUACUGCGGCUAUGAAUCCAUUUGCCAGUUGGACGUGGAUAUCUAUCUGUAUGCCACGGUGAUCCAGACCCAGCGUCGCCUGCAAAUCCAUCGGGAAACCUACGAGAGCUCCAACCUGGGAAACCGUAGUGCAGGUGCUCGUCCGCUUAUGAUGCCGUACUCGAAUAUAGUGGCCCAGCUGGCAGCCCCCGAGCAAAGUCACUGGUGGGAUCUUGUGUUGCGGCUGCACCGAAACCAACUAAGCACCGAGGGAAAUCGUGCUGAGCAGCGUGCCCAGCUCCAGUUAGGCCUGGAGGCCGUGCGAGGGGUGAAUGGGCCGAAGGCCGAUGCUAUCAUAGUUUUCAGGUUAGGAAAGAUCCUGCAGUCCCGCGCCGAUCGCUCUGCACUGGAGUCGCGCAUAGAAACCCUCUAUCGGCAUGGCUUCACUAUGAUGCGCCGCCAGCAACAGCAGCAACUGGACCCCUUCACGCGCGUCUUUAAGUAUGGAUCUCCCGGCUCAACGUUCGCCUGGCAGGAGUUGCAGACCCUGGCAGAGCACGCCGUGUCCUACUUCAGCGGGAAGAUGUUCAAAGCCGGCCAGUAUGAGCAAUUCGUGGACGAAGUGCGCGGCCUGAACCUACCCAUGGCCAGCUACCUGCAGGCCGAGGCGUACCGCCAGCUAGAGGACUCUGGGAAGACGCCGCGCGUUUCACGAGCACGGUACUCGGAGCGGCGUCGUGAGUGCCUGCAGCAGACGAACGAACUCCUCCGAAACGAUGUGCAGCAUCCCCUGAGCUCUGUCAUCCAGCGCGAGCUGCGACGGUGCCAGCAGAAUCGAAGCUUCCAAGCUGGAGGUGAGGACAGCUUUGGCACACCCGAGUUACACAACAACUCUUCUACUUACGAAGACGCUGAGGAUGAUUUCUACACGGCGGCCGCAAACCGGUCCCGCCGCCACCUGAACUCCACCACAACUCCAGCGACACCCCAGCAGGUGGUGUUGACCACCGCUCCUCCGAGCCAAGAACUGGAGCAGACUGUCAAGCAGAUCAGCAAGUCCCUAUGCCUGCUCAAGGAUGACGUGAGCGUGGGGCUGGAAGGCAUGAUGCAGGAGAUCAAGAACCUCAAUGAGAGAUUUAAUGGACUGGAGGACCUGCUUAAGAAACUGAAGAUUGGCGCCAGAGAAACUCCAACUCGCGAUGUUGAUCCUGCUGCCGCACUGGGGCUGGACGACUUAUUCAUCAUUGAGGAUGCCCUGGCGGAGCAGCAGCAGCAGCAGACCGCAGUUCAUCAAGUUGUCCAGCCGGCUUAUGGAGGACCUGCACCCGGCUAUUAUAAUGGGAUGCCAAAUACUCCGUCUGCACAGGAACGCUUUUUGCAGGGCGCCUACGCCAGCCCAAUUUAUAACCAGAACCAGAUGUACAACUACUAUGCCGCGCAAGCUCAGGCUCAGGCUCAGGCUCAGUUUAUGCGCACUCCACCAGCUCCGGGAGUCGGGAUCCCUCCGACCAACAUGUUUGGUCCCCGCAACCAAAACUUUGGGUUGCCAAGCAUGUUUCCACCACCGCCCGGUGGACAAGGAGCACCGUACAUUGAUCCGUUGGCUAAUUUCAGUCAACCGCCCCCGAGUCUUCUUCCGCCAGCCCCUCAGCCUGCUCCGGGGCCUGUUCCAGUGCCUACUCCGGUCCCUCUUAAUUUAGGGGAAUCCAAAGGGGCCCCUGGAGGUGGAUUUUUCAACACAUCGUCGGCAGCUUUUGCCCAACAAACCAAACCAUUGACAACUCCUUCGGUUUCUGCACCUGCCCCAGCUGCUCCUGCUGCUCUGGCCUCCUUACCGGCUGCCGCUACUGCCCCUCCAGUUUCUGCAGCUCCUCAAGCCGCUCCAGUCACCGCACCGCCAAUUUUCAAUCGUGCUCUGAACAACCAACCGGUAGAAAAGGAGCCACCAGCCAAUGUGGUUAUCACCAGCUCGGAUCCACUUCCGAAACCGACUGUCACUAGUGUUCAGCCCCCUCUCAGUGUGACCAUUCCCGCCCAGCACAUUAAACCGAGUCUGGUGCAGGCCGCGGCGGAGCCCCCGCAAGUGCAACUACCAGCAGCCACGGGACCAUUCAACUUCAGCUUCGGAACUAGCGCCACAGAGAGCCCCUUUUCGUUCAAGUCUCAGGUAGCCCAGGCAGCCGCCGAGAAGCAGAAGGAGAAGGAACUGGAGGAAGCGGAUCAGAACAAGAGUGCAGCCAGCGAUGCCAACAAAAGUGGAGCAGCAGAUAACUCUUUGGCGGAGGACUACGAUCCUAGGCCUGACUUCCAGCCCAUCAUCCCGCUGCCUGACGAGGUGGAGGUAAAAACUGGCGAGGAGGACGAGGAAGUCAAGUUCAGCCACCGCGCCAAGCUCUUCCGUCAUGUGGACAAGGAGUGGAAGGAGCGGGGCACCGGGCUCAUCAAGAUCCUUUAUAACAGCAGUACUGGCGUGUCGCGCGUCCUAAUGAGACGCGAACAAACCCACAAGAUUUGUGCCAACCAUACGAUUACCGGCGACAUGACUAUAGCCUAUUCCAGUCAGGACAAGGGCAAUAAGACUUUAAUGUGGGCUGCUAACGACUUUGCUGACGAGCAGCUGACCUUGGAAAAGUUCCUGGUGAGAUUCAAGGCGCCAGAAACUGCAGAAGAAUUCAGAGUGGCGUUUACCAAAGUCGCGGAGCAAAGUGCCAAAUCGAAACCAGUGGAGAAGCCCAAAGAGACCUCAGUGGCUCCAGCAGCAGCUUCAGCUUCAGCUUCCUCUUCAGUUAUUUUCAACCAGCCGAAGAGCUUCGUGACUAGUACGCCGGCGUCCAAUCUCUUUAAUAAGCCGCAGGAUCAGGUCAAGCCCAAGCAGAGCGAACCGAAUUCCGCUCCAGAGGUGGCCAAAUCUCUGUUUGGCGGCCUCUCAUCUCUUUCCAAGGCGCCCCCAACAUCCACCCCGUCAACGACAGCCGCCCCCUCUCCGUUUGCCAAUUUCAGUUUCAGUGGGACAACCUCUGGCCUUGGCAUAGGAGGGUCGCCCUUCGGCAAUCUCUCCUUUGGAAGUGUUUCAGCCGUGGGAACCACUGGCAACUCCACCCUCUUCACAACAGCCCUCGUCAAAGAUGACACCCUGCAGCAGCAGCCUCAGCCUCAGCAGCAGCAACUAAAUAAAUCGUCUGCUUCCGACGCCGAGGAUGAAUAUGUUCCCACGGCUCAGUUUGCGCCUGUUAUUCAGCUGCCAGAGCUGGUGGAGGUGGUCACUGGGGAGGAAAACGAGGAAGUCCUCUUCGAGCACCGGGCCAAGCUGCUUCGCUUCGACAAGGAGGCCAACGAGUGGAAAGAACGUGGUCUGGGCAACAUGAAGGUGUUGCGGGAUCGCAGCGAUCCGCACCAGGUGCGCUUGUUGAUGCGUCGCGAGCAGGUCCACAAACUGUGCUGCAAUCAGCGCCUCUUGCCCGACACCAAGUUCUCGUUCGCUCUGAAUCUAAAGGCGGCGGUCACCUGGGCUGGCCAAGACUACUCGGAAGCGGAGUUAACCACCGAGCUGAUGUGCGUUCGCUUCAAGACGCCGGAGCUCUGCCAGCAAUUCCUUGAUGCGAUAAAGGAGGCUCAGGACGGAAUGGGAUCAGCUAAAAAGGAGGAGCCAGCGAAAAAAAGCGAGCCAGAGAAGCCAGUAAAGGGAUUCGGCGAUGCCUUUAAACCAAAGACUGGGAGCUGGUCAUGCGAGUCCUGCUAUACCAGCAACGACAAGGACCAGACGAAAUGUGUGGCCUGCCAGGAGCCUAAGGAUAAGACUGCCCAACCAUCUGGUGGCUUGGAACAAAGUGGUGCCUUGAAUUUGUCAACUAGCACCACUGGUCAGUUCUCCUUCGGAUUUGCUCCUAAUGGCGGAAAAGCUAGCUCAGGAGGAUUCACAUUCGGGUCUAGUACGGCCAGCACCGCCUCGCCAUCCGUCGCUGCAUCGAAAACUGGCUCAGGAGGAUUAACAUUCGGGUCUAGUACGGCCAGCACCGCCUCGCCAUCCGUCGCUGCAUCGAAAACUGGCUCAGGAGGAUUAACAUUCGGGUCUAGUAUGGUCAGCACCGCCUCGCCAUCCGUCACUACUCCGAAGAGUACUGGGACACUCGGUUUCGGAGACGCCUUCAAGCCAAAGGCAGGUAGUUGGACCUGCUCUAGCUGUUACUUGAGUAACUCGGCGGAGGCUUCCAAGUGCAGUGCUUGCGAAACUCCGAAAGAUGGCACGGAGCCUAAAAAGGAGACGCUGGGCUCUGGAAUCAGUCUGCCAGCCACAACCACAUUCUCUUUCGGGUUUUCGCCACAGCCUGCCAGCAAGGAUCAGUCUUCAGCCCCUGAGCAAACUCCGAAGCCGGCCAGCGGUCUGUUGGGAUCAGCAACGUUUAACUUUACGCCGUCAGCUUCGGCUCCUGCUGCUCCUUCUGCCGGUGCAGCACAAGUCGUUGCCCCUGCCGCCUCGAUUGGCUCAACCAACUUUAACUUCUCGAUGCCCAAACCUGCCCAACUGCAGCCAAAGAGCCCCGCUGCAGCAGUUGGCAACGAAGGCGAGGACAACGAGUACCACGAGGAGGAAGAAAACAACGCCUACUUCGCUCCCGUCAUCCCCUUGCCGGAUAAGGUUGAUGUAAAGACAGGAGAGGAGGACGAGGAAGUGCUGUACUCGCAUCGGGCUAAGCUCUACCGCCUUUGGGAAAAUAGCGAGUGGAAGGAACGCGGGCUGGGCGACGUGAAGAUCCUUCGCCAUAAUAAAACCAAGAAGCUCCGAGUGGUGAUGCGUCGCGAACAGGUGUUCAAGAUCUGCUUGAAUCACGUGCUCAACGAGUUCACCCCCACGUAUAAAAUGAAGGAUGAGAGGUCGUGGAUGUUCGCGGCUCAUGAUUUCAGCGAGGGCGAGAGUGUUCUCGAUAGGUUUACUCUCAGAUUCAAAAAUGCGGAGAUCGCCCAGGAGUUCUACGCUGCCAUUACGAAUGCGGUGGCUGGCCCUGACGGCGCCCAAGUCGUGAGUGAAGCCGCCGAACAAAAGGAGUGCUCCGGUUGCCGUGGCUGCGACUCGGAUACCUUCUUGUUCCCCAAAGCAGUGGGUGUGCUUGAAAAUAUUUCCGCCGAGGAGGAUGCAUCUGCCACGCUUCCAAUGUAUCAACCAGCCUUGAAGCUUCCUCCCCCAGGCUUCGUGGCAAACACGACAAGUCCUCUCUUCAAGGCUAGUUCGCUGGGAACACCAAACCCAGCGCCGUUUACUGGGUUUGGCAACUUGUCUGUGUCGGAAGAAAACAAGCCUCCAAACUCCACCUUUCUCUUUGGAAGCGUUGGUAAACCGGCAUCUGCAACUCCACCUUUUGGGGUGAAGCCAUCUAGCUUUGGCUCCGGACCAGAAGGUAAUGUUUUGGGUUCAAUUUUUGGAGGAGGCACCUCGGAUAGCCAAAGUUCGACUUCUGAUUCUACAAAAUCCAUUUUCGGCGGAGUGCAGGAGAAGAGUGACACUUCCAAGUCAAUAUUUGGUGGCGUGCCACAAAAGAGUGGAGAUUCCAAGUCCAUUUUCGGUAACUUGGACCAGCAAAAUUCGUCGGUUGAUUCCUCCAAAUCCAUUUUCGGAGGUGUGCAGCAAAAGAGUGACGAGCCGAAGUUGUUGUUUGGCGGCGUGCAACAAAAGAGUGACGGUUCUCAAUCCAUUUUUGGCGGCUUGCAACAAAAGCUUGAAGGGUCAAAGUCCACUUUUGGAGCCGGGUCCAGUGUAGGCGGUUCUGGUGGCUUUGUUUUUGGCCCCAGUGGAAAAGCCCCAGGGUCUAUUUUUGAACAGAAGACCAACUUGUUCUCAAAUGUUGCCAAGCCGACUGAUGGCGAGAAGCUGAAUGAAGGGGAGAAGAGUAACGAGAGCAAGGAGCAAAAGGAUAAUGAUAAAGAACCGGGAAAGACACCUGCCUUUACUUUUGGAGGAGGAGAUAUGAAGGACAAAAAGACUCCAGGGUUUGCUGAUUUGGCAGCCAAAACUGGAAGCACAUUUGCUGAUCUCGCAGCAAAGUCUGGAGGCACUUUCGCGGAUUUAGCUGCAAAAUCAGGAACUACAUUCGCCGAUAUAUCUGCGAAGAAUCCGGGCGCAGAGGCAGUGGGCUUCAAAAAGGCGGCGGGUGGCGGUUUUUACAACCUGACCCAUCAGAACGCGUUUAAAAAUUUCCAGUCGCCACACAAUGAGUCUGGCAAGGAUGCUGGCGAUGGCGAUGAGGACGGCGACGCCACAAAUGACGACAACUACGAUCCACACUAUGACCCAAUCGUGGAGCUGCCGGACGAAAUAGUGGUCACCACUGGAGAGGAGAACGAGACGAAGCUGUUCGGCGAGCGGGCGAAGCUGUUCCGCUACGAUUCUGAAACGAAGCAGUGGAAGGAGCGUGGUUCUGGUGAGAUUAAGGUCUUGGAGCAUACGGAGCUGAAGAAGUUCCGCUUGCUGAUGCGACAGGAGCAGAUCCACAAGCUGGUCCUCAACAUGAGGAUCUCCUACGAUAUGCGCCUGGACUACAUGAACGAACAGAAGAAGAGCUUCUUGUGGGCAGGCUACAACUAUGCGGUUGAUGCGGAAGGCAAGAUGUCCACCGAAGGCGUGUGUGAGAGACUAGCCGUGCGUUUCCAGAAGCUGGAGGUGGCCGACGAGUUCCUCGCAAAGGUAAACUCGUGCAUUCAACGGGCUACGGUUUUGGCCCAAGAAGCCGGCGAAAUCGUCAACUCUGAUGAGCAGAAGGAAUAAAUUAUAGCGGUUAGGGCGUAAGGAAAACUUAGAAUAUGUGUAGCAUGAUUAUAAUCGAGAUAAGGUUAAACUUCUACUAAGUAUUGGAAAUGUUAAAUAAAAUGCACAGUUUUCAUGUCCAAUCAUGCUAAUAGUAUGUAGUGUAAAAGAAUCGGCGACCUCUGUCAAAAUAUUUUUAUAUUACAUUGAAUUCAUUAAGUAAAAACAAUAUUCAUGUAUAGUUAAAUAUGUUCUUAUGUUUAUAUUUAAGUAUUAUAUAUAAGCUCGAUAAACUUUGAAGUUUUUAAAUAAAAUAAUCAUUUCCUAAAUAUUUAUAUUA
Molecule: messenger RNA, 8679 nt
Organism: Drosophila ananassae
Lineage: Eukaryota; Metazoa; Arthropoda; Insecta; Diptera; Drosophilidae
Gene: Nup358
Product: E3 SUMO-protein ligase RanBP2
Exons: 6
Coding region: 63-8360 (2765 amino acids)
Biological process (GO): intracellular transport
Cellular component (GO): nuclear pore; cytoplasm
Molecular function (GO): GTPase activator activity; protein binding
Source: RefSeq, a predicted model, not a curated record